AUGUCAUCAAUGUCUUCAGUCUUUGCGACCGUGGCCUAUACGCCGCCGGACGCGAUCUUCGAACUCACCAAAGCUUAUCUGGCUGACCUAGACCCUCGCAAAGUGAACCUGGGCCAAGGUACCUAUCGAGACGGCCAUGGAAAUCCUUGGGUACUCCCGGCGGUCGCAGCUGCCAAGGAGACUAUCAAGAAUUGCGACCACGAAUAUCUUCCAAUUCUGGGCCAUCCACAAUUUCGCAAGCUAGUUACGGAAUUGGUCUUCAGAAGGGAUUCCAGCGCUAUACACGACGGUCGGGUCGCCUGCUGUCAGGCGUUAUCAGGCACUGGGGCACUGCACGUGGCAGGAAUGAUGCUCAGGCGGGCACUUGGUCAUGCUCGAACCGUCUACAUCACCAAUCCGAGCUGGCCCAACCAUAGACAGGUCUUUGAAUCAGUGGGCUUCUCGGUGCGGGAAUUCGAUUAUGCCUCGAGGGGCGGGAUUGACAUGGAAUCGCUGCUUCGAGCGCUGAAUGAGGCAGACCCAAUGUCAAUAUUUGUGCUUCAUGCUAGUGCACACAAUCCGACUGGCUGGGAUCCUAGCCCAGAGCAAUGGCGACAGAUUGGUGCCAUCAUGAAAGAGAGACAGCUGUUUCCCCUGUUUGAUGCGGCCUACUUGGGAUUGACAUCUGGGGACUACGAUCAAGAUGCGUAUGCCAUCCGGUACUUCGCUGAGGAGCUGGAUCUUGAGAUGGGUGUUUGCAUUUCCUUUGCCAAAAGCAUGGGUCUUUAUGGCGAGAGGACUGGGCUAUGUGCUUUCGUAUCACGCAGCCACAACGUCUCCAGUAACGUGAAGUCAAAUUUGGCACAGUCGAUCCGCGGCGAGAUAUCUAACCCCCCGGCGUUCGGGGCUCGUAUCGUUACUGCGAUUCUAGCAGACGAUGGCCGCUCCCGGAUUGCCGGAAUGAGGAAUCAGUUAUUUGACGAAUUGACAACACUAGGUACCCUGGGCGACUGGACGAGGAUAACACAGCAGAAAGGCAUGUUUUGCGUGCUCGGUCUCACACCCGAACAAGUUCACCACCUCAAAGAGACACAUCAUAUUUACAUGGCCGAAAGCUCCAGAGUGUCUAUAGCUGGACUUAACGAAGGCAAUGUGCGGUAUGUCGCCGAAUGCAUCCAUCAGGUUGUCUCUCGAGCAGGAGAGUAG
Messenger RNA from Aspergillus uvarum CBS 121591, 1185 nucleotides. RefSeq names its product PLP-dependent transferase. Gene Ontology annotation, biological process: L-aspartate biosynthetic process. The record is from RefSeq and is a predicted model, not a curated record. The coding region runs from base 1 to 1185 and encodes 394 amino acids. Gene Ontology annotation, molecular function: L-aspartate:2-oxoglutarate transaminase activity; pyridoxal phosphate binding. Gene Ontology annotation, cellular component: cytosol. The transcript is spliced from 6 exons. Lineage: Eukaryota; Fungi; Ascomycota; Eurotiomycetes; Eurotiales; Aspergillaceae.